AUGACCAGAUCCACCAGCGAAGCCAGUUCCAAGGAACUAUGGCGACACUCGAGCCCUCACACCACCCAGAUAUUUGACUUCAUUCAAACGUCCAAUGCCAAGCAUGGUCUGUCUAUGACCACUUACAAUGACCUCUGGCAGUGGAGUGUGUCCGAACCUGCCAAGUUCUGGGAAGAUGUCUGGGAUUAUACCUCCAUUCGAGCUCACAGGCCAUAUGACCGGGUUCUGAGUUCAGACCAGCUUCUUUUCCCCCGACCCAACUUUUUCGAGGGAACUAAGCUCAAUUUUGCUGAGAAUCUUCUCUAUCCAGCCACGUCCCCGGACGAGAACGCAAUCGCGAUGAUAGCUGCUACGGAAGCGGAUCGGGAGUUCGUAUCAUGGAAGGAACUGCGGGAUCGAGUUCGUAGAUGUGCCAACUCACUGAAAGACUCGGGUCUGCGGGCAGGGGAUCGGGUUGCAGGAUUCCUAGGCAAUCAUACCAACACGGUUGUGGCGAUGCUGGCAACGACAUCAAUCGGUGCCUUCUGGACAGGCGUGUCGCCUGAUACCGGUGUGCAUGCCGUGCUAGAACGUCUCCAGCAAAUAGGACCGAAGAUCUUGUUCGCCGAUAAUGCAUCCCUAUACAAUGGAAAGGUACACGGCGCAGAUGCUAAAUUGCGUCAAAUUGUCCCAGGGCUGCCGAACCUGGAGCUUUUGGUCAUAUUCGACACAAUCCGAUCUUAUGGAUUCGACCUUCAAGAAGUGAUGCCACAUCGUGGAAAGGUUUUUUCUUACAAGUCCUUUCUUUCUACAGCCAACAAUCCCUCUGCCGCUCUUGAAUUUGCAAGCCUGGGGCCCGAACAUCCUGUCUACAUAUUAUAUUCCUCUGGCACUACAGGGGCACCAAAGCCGAUUGUUCAUGGCGCGCUGGGAACGCUGCUGCAGCAUAAAAAGGAACAUGUGCUUCAUUGUGACCUCCGCCCCGGCGACCGCCUGUUCUAUUUCACAACAACUACAUGGAUGAUGUGGCACUGGCUCGUCUCCGGGCUUGCCAGCGGCGCUACCAUUGUGCUCUACGAUGGCUCUCCUUUCCGACCAUUUGACCCGGAAGGUGGAAAUGGGGAAAUGGCAAUGCCACGUCUGAUCGAUGAACUGCAGAUAACACACUUUGGAACCUCUGCCAAGUAUUUGUCCAUCUUGGAACAGGCUUCGCUACAUCCUACAAGUCACCCAAAUCGGCCAGCAAACCUGAAGACUUUGAAGGCCAUCUUUAGCACGGGCUCUCCGUUGGCACCAUCUACGUUCGAGUAUGUGUACUCGUCCAUCAAAGCGGACAUUAUGCUGGGCUCUAUUACCGGUGGAACCGAUAUUUUGUCGCUCUUCUGCGGCAGCUGUCCAAUCCUGCCCGUCUACAAGGGGGAGAUUCAGUGCCGCUGUUUGGGAAUGGCUGUCUCUGCUUACGACUAUGCCGGCAACGACGUUUCGGUUUCCGGCGAACCCGGCGAUCUGGUGUGUACCAAGCCUUUUCCUGCGCAGCCCGUUAUGUUCUGGCCUCCCGGUGCAGCUGGGGCAGAGAAGUACCGCAAAAGCUACUUUGAUGUCUUCGGACCGACAAUUUGGCAUCAUGGUGAUUUCGUGCGCCUGGAUCCUCAUACUGGGGGCGUGGUCAUGUUGGGCCGCAGUGACGGUGUCCUGAAGCCAGCUGGGGUUCGGUUCGGCAGCGCAGAGAUAUACAACAUUCUUCUGAAACACUUUGCGGAUGAAGUUGAGGAUUCCCUGUGCAUUGGGCGGCGACGGGAUGGGAUCGAUACGGAUGAAACAGUGGUUCUCUUUGUGAAGUUGGCAGGGGGUGCGCCCACAGUCAUACCCCCCGGUCUUGCAUCUCGUAUCCAGGCGACGAUUCGCAAAGAACUCAGCCCUCGUCAUGUCCCCGGCAUUGUGGACGUCUGUCCGGAAAUACCAGUGACGUCCAACGGAAAGAAGGUCGAAAAUGCUGUGAAGCAGAUCCUGUGCGGUCUGAACAUCAAGAUUGGGGCAAGUGUGGCCAACGCCUCGUGCCUUGACUGGUAUCGCGCCUGGGCCACUGCGCACCCAUAG
Molecule: messenger RNA, 2076 nt
Organism: Aspergillus ibericus CBS 121593
Lineage: Eukaryota; Fungi; Ascomycota; Eurotiomycetes; Eurotiales; Aspergillaceae
Product: acetoacetate--CoA ligase family protein
Exons: 2
Coding region: 1-2076 (691 amino acids)
Biological process (GO): lipid metabolic process
Cellular component (GO): cytosol
Molecular function (GO): acetoacetate-CoA ligase activity
Source: RefSeq, a predicted model, not a curated record